AUGACAAAACAUCAAUUCUCAGAGUACACCACGGAAACCGUGGGGAAACCGGAGUCUCCAGGACACCCGGAAGGCCCGGCCAGCGCAGGCGCUGGCCCUGGGCCUUCUGGUGCAGGCGGAGACGUUGACUCAGAUUCCGAUGCCAACUCCUUCUCACGUAUCCAGAUCAAACCCGUCAACGACGAAGAUGACACUUCUGUAAUGAUCACUUUCAACCAAAAAGUUUCGUGGUUCAUCGUGGUGUUGACGUUUGUAGCGUCGAUCUCGGGAUUUCUGUUUGGUUACGAUACCGGUUACAUUUCAAGCGCGUUGGUGUCGAUUGGCACGGACCUCGACGGAAAAGAACUCACAUACGGCAACAAAGAGAUCAUCACAGCGGCCACGUCGCUCGGUGCUCUGAUCAGCUCGGUUGUGGCAGGUACGUGUGCCGAUAUCUGGGGCCGCAAACCUUGUAUUAUGUUUUCCAACGUUUUCUUUGUAGUGGGUGCCGUUUUGCAGGUCUCAGCCCACACUUUCUGGCAAAUGGCUGUGGGCCGUCUGAUCAUGGGGUUCGGUGUUGGUAUUGGGUCUUUGAUUUCGCCUCUUUUUAUCGGUGAAAUUGCCCCCAAAAUGAUCCGUGGCCGUCUGGUUGUUAUUAACUCUCUGUGUCUAACCGGAGGACAGCUUAUUGCAUACGGCUGCGGUGCUGGACUUGACAAAGUCCACAACGGAUGGCGUAUUCUGGUCGGGCUAUCUUUGAUCCCAACCUGCAUCCAGUUUGCGUGCUUUUGCUUUUUGCCCGACACCCCACGUUUCUACGUCAUGCAAGGCAGACUCGACAAAGCUGCCGAAGUAUUGGCUAGAAGUUACAACCACGCUUCGCCAGAACUCAUUCAACAGAAAAUUAUCGAACUCAACAGCUUGAACCGUGUUAUUCCUGGUAAGACUGUUGCCGCGAGAGUCGUCAACUCCAUCAAGGAAUUGCACGUCGUGCCUUCGAACUUUAGAGCCCUGGUUCUCGCCUGUGCCAUGCAAGGCAUCCAGCAAUUCUGCGGUUGGAAUUCGCUACUAUACUUUUCUGGUACUAUUUUUUCCACUGUGGGUUUCAAAAAUCCAGCUGCUGUGUCUAUUGUUGUGGCAGGCACCAAUUUCGUCUUUACCAUGGUGGCGUUCCUGGCCAUCGACCGUGUUGGUCGUAGGAUUAUUUUACUUAUUGGGUUGCCUGGUAUGUGUCUCUCGCUCGUGCUGUGCGCUAUUGCAUUCCAUUUCAUGGAUGUCAAGUUUGUGGGCAGCAGUGCUGAAAUCAAGCAGACCGGAUUCACCGCCUGGGGAAUCAUCGUUAUUCUGUCUAUCAUCCUAUAUGCCGCGUUCUACGCUUUGGGUAUCGGUACGGUCCCAUGGCAACAAUCCGAACUUUUCCCUCAAGCGGUGCGUGGUGUUGGUACGUCUUAUUCGACUGCCACCAACUGGGCUGGCUCUUUGGUCAUCGCGUCCUGUUUCCUAACCAUGUUACAAAACAUCACGCCCACCGGUACCUUUUCGCUAUUUGCAGGGUUGUCGUUUGUGUCGUUUUUGUUCAUCUACUUCUGCUACCCUGAGUUGUCCGGUCUUGAGCUUGAAGAAGUUCAAACUAUUUUGAAAGACGGUUUCAAUAUCAAGGCCUCCAAGCGUUUGGCCAAGAAGCGUAAGCAACAGUUGUCCGACGCGAAACACUCUGCUCAUGACAGUGAGCUGCAAGGCUACAACAAGACAAAACCCUCGGAUGAGAUAAUGGAGAAGUAA
Lachancea sp. 'fantastica' is the source of this 1761-nucleotide messenger RNA. The record is from the annotation of a GenBank genome assembly. Lineage: Eukaryota; Fungi; Ascomycota; Saccharomycetes; Saccharomycetales; Saccharomycetaceae.